This is a messenger RNA of Linum trigynum, 2434 nucleotides long. NCBI's taxonomy places the organism in Eukaryota, Viridiplantae, Streptophyta, Magnoliopsida, Malpighiales, Linaceae. The record is from the annotation of a GenBank genome assembly.
CCUCUCCUUCUCCCUUUUCAAUUUUCUGUUGUAGCUCUAUAUUUCUUUAGUAGUUUUGCGAUUAACGUUAACUCGUAAGUUUAUUUAGUAUUACUUUUUAUUAUUAUUUUUUAUUUUUAUGAAGAUAAAUGUCGCUACCAGACCGCUGCUUGAAGACCUCCAUCAAAUGUGCACUAACGUUACUUGCAUGGAUGGCACGAGAAGAGUUGAUCGUAUGGUGUACCGAUAUCCAAACAGAGAAAGUGGGUCAUUGUGGCAUGAGUAAUAUCUCAUAACCACUCAGAUGAGGUAGAUGCCAUGCUCAAAUUCAUGAGGUCCAACAAUCUUUCCAAAACCGAGAUGUUCGUUUACACCGAGCCGGUCGUAGGCGUUGGAGGUCAUUCUGGACACGGUCAAACAUCUGGUAUCCAUGGUGGGCGUGAAUUAUUAGCGAUCAUCCCUACCAAAGUUACCAUGAUCCUCAUUCAUAUUUUCAGUACCAAGAGCAAGGUGAAGGUCAUCAUCAAUAUUUCCCGUCAUACCAAGAAGAAGUUCAACCGGACCUCCCCAACCAACCUCAGUAUAACUUCCACUCAGGCAGCGGUAGUUUUCACAACUACCAUUAUGGAGCUGAUGAAGGUGCCUUUCAUGAGCUGGAUCAGAUGGAGGAUGCCCUGCUGAUAGGGCAAAAGCGUAUCGCUUCAAUUCCUAUCUUGUAGUAAACCGGAAAGUCCGGGUAUCGUCUCUCAGGGACUGGUACAACCUUAUAUUCUAUCAAAUUUAUGAGCAAACUAUAAGUGAAAAUGGUUUGAGAUAUAAACUAAAUUUCUAAAAGCAAAAUAAUUAAACUAAUUAAGCAAAGUAAACUUGUCGGGAGAAAUUCAAUGGGAGAAGCUCUGGGAGAAACACCGGGAUUCACUACCUAUCCUAUCCAGAUUAAUUCACAUACUCCAAUCAAUUUAAUCCAACUCUCUACAGCCAGGAUAUCACGAAUGUGCUAGCUAUCCCUGUCGGGAAUUACUACGUACUAAACAAUUAAAUCAAAUCCUACUGUCGUAGCUCAAUGACCUAAUUAUUUAGCCUGAAGAUCGAUAUCCUAUUUAAGACCGCAUAGCACCUUAUUUAAUCCACUGUCGCUUCGAUAAGUUACUAUGUCACAUGAAAUAGGUUCAGUUAUUAGGGUUUCACUGUCGCUAAUAACCUAAUUAACUACAAAUCGAUGUAUUGGUGGCCAGUCAACACAAAGCAUUAAGCAAUUCCAUGCAAUAGAGAUUGGAAGAAAAGAAUCAUAAAUCAAUCCAUCAAAUCAAGAAAUAGCUACAUCCUAUGGUGUUUCCCCCAGAAAUUGGGGUUUAGUUCAUGACGAAAUUAAGAUAAAUCGAUAGGGUUUUGUUCAUCAUGUUCUAAAACAACAAGAAACAACUAAUUAGGUUUAGAAAAUCCAACCAACUAAUCGCUCUCGUUGAACUCAGCUCAGGCCUUGCUCGAUCGCCAAUCUCAAUCGCACUGCUGCUCCGCUUUUACUUUCGUCCCUUUCUUUCUUCUCAAGAGAAUCCGUCCGCGCAUAAUUAAGUGCCGCCUUCUCCUCUUAAUAAUUUCGUUCCCCCCAGCCUAAUUCCCUGUCCGUCCCAAAAAACCAAAACCUCCCCUCAAAAGUCUCUGGCCCAAAACAAUAAAGUUCCUUGGCAAUUAAUUGCUUCCCGGUCCAAGAGAAUUUUCGUGUCCAAUUCCCCAGGUAAAGGACAACCGAGAUGGCCACCCAAAAUCCACUUCCAAGUCCAAUUCUUUUCCCCCAGCUCCGUUCGCCCUGCUCAAUUAGUCAAGCCCAUUCCGUCCCCUGGCCCAAAAAAUAUAAUUCCCCUGCUCCAAAUAUUGCUUCUUUUUCGUGUUUUCUCCACCUGCAUCAUAUCAAACUCAUGGCACUAGGCAGUAAUGGUUUUUCAACCAUUUCCGGGUUAGCGAGCCCUAAAAUAGCACCAAUUGGCUAAAACAUACCACGGAUAAUCACAUAAAGUCCAAAAAUUCAAUAUGUUAAAGCCGAUUAUCAGAACCCCACACUCAAUUGUUGCUUGUCCCUAAGCAACGACUCAAACAACACAAACACAAAACCAUCCAAAACAAUGACACACCACAGACUCAACACUCAUACAAAACAAAAUUUUCCUUGUACUCUUGUUGUAAUCAGUAGUUUCUUUCUCAACGAACAAGUUGUGCUUUAAUGAUCAUACCUUUCACCCCACACUCAAGGUCUUUGCAACCCUUAACCAUUGACUGACUCAAAUCCAUCCAAAAACUCAAAUAGCAACACUCAAUUUCGAUCGUCGGUAGUGGGUGGUUAACAACUUAUGGUGCAACAAUUAUUAGGAGAAUCUAACCACAUCAGUGAGGUGCAUAUCUCGUGAGGACAAUCUGGCUUACUCACACCAAUCAUAAGCAAUUAAUUAAGCAUGAGUCU